This is a messenger RNA of Melanotaenia boesemani (Boeseman's rainbowfish), 528 nucleotides long. RefSeq names its product ribosomal protein S19 (gene rps19). Gene Ontology annotation, biological process: translation; ribosomal small subunit assembly. The transcript has 6 exons. The record is from RefSeq and is a predicted model, not a curated record. Gene Ontology annotation, molecular function: RNA binding; structural constituent of ribosome. Gene Ontology annotation, cellular component: ribosome; cytosolic small ribosomal subunit. Lineage: Eukaryota; Metazoa; Chordata; Actinopteri; Atheriniformes; Melanotaeniidae. The coding region runs from base 62 to 502 and encodes 146 amino acids.
CCGUUUUAACACGGGUUGGAAACCCCGUCCCACCCUCUUCUCUUCGCUGUCCAGAAGCAAGAUGCCUGGUGUAACAGUGAAAGACGUCAACCAGCAGGAGUUUGUCCGUGCCCUGGCGGCCUUCCUGAAGAAAUCAGGAAAACUGAAGGUACCUGACUGGGUAGACCUCGUAAAGCUGGGCAAGCACAAAGAGCUGGCUCCCAGUGAUGAGAACUGGUUCUACAUCAGAGCUGCAUCCACAGUUCGCCACCUGUAUCUUAGAGGUGGUGCCGGUGUUGGCUCCAUGACCAAGAUCUAUGGUGGCCGCAACAGGAACGGCGUGUGCCCCUCUCACUAUAGUGUUGGAUCAAAAAAUGUUGCCCGUAAGGUUCUGCAGGCCCUUGAGCUCCUAAAAAUGAUUGAGAAAGAUCCCAGUGGUGGCCGCAGACUAACUUCCCAGGGAACCAGAGACCUGGACAGAAUUGCUGGCCAGGUUGCAGCUGCAAACAAGAAAUCUGUUUAAUAAAAAAUCUUCUUGAGAAAGUCAAA